Messenger RNA from Odobenus rosmarus divergens (Pacific walrus), 1499 nucleotides. RefSeq names its product serum amyloid A-like 1 (gene SAAL1). The transcript is spliced from 12 exons. NCBI's taxonomy places the organism in Eukaryota, Metazoa, Chordata, Mammalia, Carnivora, Odobenidae. The record is from RefSeq and is a predicted model, not a curated record. Bases 24 to 1445 code for a protein of 473 amino acids.
UUCUAGGAGCGGGUGGAGAAGUCAUGGACCGCAACCCUUCGCCGCCGCUGCCGAAUCGGGACCAGGACGAGGAGGAGGGGGCCGGGGGUGACUGCAUAGGAAGCACGGUCUACAGCAAACACUGGCUCUUCGGCGUCCUCAGCGGGCUCAUCCAGAUUGUUAGCCCUGAAAACACCAAAUCCAGCUCAGAUGAGGAGGAGCAGCAGAUGGAGCUUGAUGAAGAAAUGGAGAAUGAAAUUUGCAGAGUGUGGGAUAUGUCAAUGGACGAGGAUGUGGCUCUAUUUCUCCAAGAAUUUAAUGCUCCUGACAUAUUUAUGGGAGUAUUGGCCAAAUCCAAAUGUCCUCGAUUAAGAGAAAUCUGUGUGGGAAUUUUAGGUAAUAUGGCCUGUUUCCAGGAGAUAUGUGUGUCCAUCAGCAGUGAUAAAAAUCUUGGACAGGUGUUAUUGCACUGUUUGUAUGAUUCAGACCCUCCUACUCUUCUGGAAACGAGCCGGUUGUUGCUUACUUGUCUUUCCCAGACAGAAGUAGCCAGUGUCUGGGUUGAAAGAAUCCGGGAAUAUCCAGCUAUUUAUGAUAGCAUUUGUUUCAUUAUGUCAAGUUCAACAAAUGUUGACUUGCUGGUCAAGGUGGGGGAGGUUGUGGACAAGCUUUUUGAUUUGGAUGAGAAGUUAAUGUUGGAAUGGAUUAGAAAUGGGGCUGUUCAGCCUCUGGACCCACCCCAGGAAGAUUCUGAAGAGCAGCCAGUGUUUAAGAUUGUGCCCUGUGUACUUGAAGCUUCGAAACAAGUACGUUCUGAAAAUCCAGAAGGGCUCGAUGUUUACAUGCAUAUCUUACAGCUGCUUACAACAGUGGACGAUGGAAUUCAAGCAAUUGUACAGUGUCCUGAUACUGGAAAAGACACUUGGAAUUUACUUUUUGACCUGGUCUGCCAUGAAUUUUGCCAGUCUGAUGAUCCACCCAUCAUACUUCAAGAACAGAAAACAGUGCUAGCUUCUGUUUAUUCAGUGUUGUCUGCUAUUUAUGCGUCACAGACUGAACAGGAGUAUCUAAAGAUAGAAGAAGUAGAUCUUCCUCUAAUUGACAGCCUGAUUCGUGUCUUACAAAACAUGGAACAUUGUCAGAAGAAACCAGAGAACUCGGCAGAUUCUAACAUGGAAGAAACGAAAAAGUCUGACUUAACCCAAGAUGAUUUCCACUUGAAAAUCUUAAAGGAUAUUUCAUGUGAAUUUCUUUCUAAUAUUUUUCAGGUUUUAACAAAGGAGACUGUGGCUCAGGGACUAAAAGAGGGCCAGUUAAGCAAACAGAAGUGUUCCUGUGCAUUUGAAAACCUUCUUCCUUUUUAUAGUCCGGUGAUAGAAGACUUUCUCAAAAUUCUACAUGAAGUUGAUAAAACUCUUGCUGAUGACCUGGAGGAAAGCUUCCCAAAUUUGAAGGCUCAGACUUAAAACACUGAAUUGGAGUUUCCUCUGCCCAAUAAAUGAACUUUACUUUCUGCACUG